UGGCCUCGCCGUUUCCUUAGCUGUAUGUAUGUACAUACCUUUCUCCUUCUCUCGUCUCCUGUAUCUUCUCGGCCCAAAUCCGACGCUACUCUUCGUCUCCCUCUCUCGCUCCCUCGCUCCCUCGCUCCUCUCAGUAGAAAUCUGGAAUUUCACGCCUUAAAUUUCCCAUCUUAGCUUGCAGGUAGCAGAUUACUAUUGUGUUGGCAAUAUAGAAACAAGUAGCCAGCAAAAUAUUGUCUGAAAUUGGAUGAAAUUGCAAUAGCAUGUCUGCUCUGAUUGAAGGUCUUCCCGACGCCGUUGCUCUCCGGUGUCUUGCUCGUGUUCCUUUCUAUCUUUAUACGCGGUUGGAGCUUGUUUCUCGUUCCUGGCGCGCUGCUGUUCGUAGUCCUGAGCUGUUUAAAGCCCGAAAAGAAGUUGGUUCCUCAGAGGAUCUGUUAUGUGUCUGUGCUUUUGACCCUGAGAAUUUGUGGCAACUUUAUGAUCCUCUCCGAGACCUUUGGAUUACUCUUCCUGUUCUCCCCUCAAAAAUCAGGCACCUUGCCCACUUUGGCUGUGUCUGCACUGAAGGGAAGCUGUUUGUGAUUGGUGGUGGCAGUGAUGCUGUUGACCCAUUGACAGGUGACCAAGAUGGGAGCUUUGCAACAAAUGAGGUCUGGUCAUAUGACCCUAUUAUUCGACAGUGGACACCACGUGCAUCCAUGCUUGUGCCCCGUGCUAUGUUUGCAUGCUGUGUUUUGAAUGAAAGAUGUUGUUGCAGUGUUUCACCAGCUGCCGAAAUCAUUUCUCAGCAGAAAUAUCAGGAAGGGGAAGCAAGGAAGAUGGGUUCAGCCUCCGAGUUCCGAAGGAGAAUCGGUUUUGCAAUGACUGGACUUGGCGAUGAGAUUUACGUGAUCGGCGGAGUGAUUGGCCCUGAUAGGUGGAACUGGGAUAUCAAGCCAAUGUCUGAUGUUGAAGCGUUAACGGUGGGCAGCGAGAGGCACACUUGGCGCCAGGUAGCUCCGAUGACACGAUGCCGCGGAACAAUUCUUGGGUGUACCCAGCUGAGAAUUUAGAUCUCGAUUGGUGUCAGUUGUUAGUUUUGUGGUGAAAAUUGUGCUCUUUUCUCAGCAUCGAACUAGGAGAUGAGGAAUGAUCUCUCUCUCUUUUUUUUUUUUUUUUUUUGUUUAGUUGGCUGCCUUGUGUGUAAGUGAUAAUAUGUGGCCUUGUGUUUUGUUUUGGGAUUGAGGGAAAGUAGUCCUUUUAACAAUCGACAAGCGUAGCCCUUCGAAACUAAA
Molecule: messenger RNA, 1274 nt
Organism: Carica papaya (papaya)
Lineage: Eukaryota; Viridiplantae; Streptophyta; Magnoliopsida; Brassicales; Caricaceae
Source: RefSeq, a predicted model, not a curated record